Nicotiana attenuata is the source of this 1905-nucleotide messenger RNA. RefSeq lists its product as uncharacterized. Bases 121 to 1701 code for a protein of 526 amino acids. Gene Ontology annotation, biological process: regulation of DNA-templated transcription; chloroplast organization. Gene Ontology annotation, cellular component: chloroplast. The record is from RefSeq and is a predicted model, not a curated record. Gene Ontology annotation, molecular function: double-stranded DNA binding. Lineage: Eukaryota; Viridiplantae; Streptophyta; Magnoliopsida; Solanales; Solanaceae. The transcript is spliced from 5 exons.
GUAAAAUCUUUUCUAUAAUCCGAGAGAGAUUGAGAGAGAAACUGAGAAAGAGAGGUAUACACAGUGAACCGUGGAGAAGUAUUUUUCCACUGUUGCAAACGUUAAUAGCAAAAUAGCUAAAUGGUAAUGCUCAUCAGAUUCAGAGGCAAAGCAGCUCUAGCUCUAUUCGCUCACAGUUCCAUAUUUCACUGCAAUGGCUUUGGACACCUCCUUUCCUUAUACUGUUUCAGAUCUCAAUUUCUCUACUCAACAACCUCUACCCGUAAUCGUAUCUCAACCCAUUUCUUGAUUAAAUACCUGGUUGAUUCUCUAGGGUUCUCAAGAAAAGAAGCAAUUUCUACGUCUUCCAAGCUAACUCCACAGAAAACCAUAAAAAAUCCCGAUUUACUCCUCAAUUUCUUGAUACAAACCGGUUUUGACGAGACCCAGAUUAAAAAAUUGGUUUUUCGAGCACCCAGAUUGCUAUACCGUGAUGUUUCCAGAACCCUAAUACCCAAACGCCAGUGCCUUGUGGAUCUCGGGUUAUCCGGGUCGGACCUGGUGAGUGUAAUUGCAAAAGAUCCUAAUAUUUUUGAGAGAAGUUUCGAUACUCAUUUAAGACCUACCAUUGGUUGUCUUAGGAGAAUUUUGGGUAGCGAUGAAGAUGUUGUUAAGGCUAUAAAGAGAGCUGUUUGGUUGCUCUCUUUUGGUACCCAUCAUAUUAUGGAGACUAAUGUUUUGUUGUUGAGAAACUAUGGUUUUUCUGAUUUGAUGAUAAAAAAAUUUGUGCUUAGAAAUCCUAAUUCUAUUACACAAAAGUCUGAGUGGUUUAAGGAUUUGUUGCAUAGAGUGGAGAAGGAUUUCCAAGUUACGCCUGACUCCGCUACUUUUCUACAUGGAUUUCGUGCGUUAGCCAGUCAAAAGAAAUCUACGCUGGAAAAGAAGAUUGGAUGGUCUGAUGAUCAUAUAUGUUCAGGAAGCUACCUCAUUGUGUUGCUUUCUCAGAGGUUAAAAUUGAGAAAGCAUUGUUGGACUUGUGGUCUAUGGAAUGGAACUGCUGCUUUGCUUAGUAAGAGUCUUUGUGGACAUGAUCAUUACGAGUUUUGGCUCAACUUGGAUAUCUUCCCCAGAGACAGCUUUCUCAUCUCAGCUUAUACAGUUGUAGCGUUGUCAAAGGUGCGUUUAAAACACGCUUUUGUGGGCGUUUCAGUGUCGUAUCAAGGUUCUAAGGUUAGUAUUAAGAAAGCAUUGAAUCUUUACAUGAAGGAGCUCAGUUUCGAACUUGCUUACUUGGCUUCUCAUCCUGCAGUUUUGGCUUAUAGUAUGGAGAAAAGGGUGGUACCAAGGAAGAUUGCGAUGUUCAAGAGUUUUGGAUGGUCUGAUGAUGAAAUACUCGAGUUAUUCAGGAAGCUACCGCUUUGUAUUGCUCUCUCAGAGGUUAGAAUUGAGAAAGCAUUGAAUCUUUACAUGAAGGAGCUCAGUUUUGAACCUUCUUACUUGGCUUCUCGUCCUGCAUUUUUGGCCUAUAGUCUGGAGAAAAGGGUGAUACCUCGGAUGCAAGUUUUGAAAAUUUUGGAUGAAAAGAAGCUUGAGAGGAGAAAGGUGAGUCUCUAUUAUGUUCUGACCUUAACAGAGUCAAAGUUCAUAGACUAUUUCGUGCCGCCCUACAAGGAUCAGAUACCCGAUCUGUAUGAAUUGCACGAAAAAACUGUAGCUCCUUAACAGUUUUGGUUUACUUUUGGCACUUAAGGUGCUGAGAUCUUUCUAAAAUUGUAAGUAGUAGUUCAAUAAUUUUGUGCUUUUCUUUUUUCAGUUUAUAUUCUAAAAAGCCACAGACGGUGUUGCCAAAAUUCAUUCCUGGAAUUGGGGCAUAGUUUACUGAAACACCUUCCUCGUAUAUACAAGUUUCAACUGCUCUGAGCUAUA